This is a messenger RNA of Euleptes europaea (tarantolino), 3464 nucleotides long. RefSeq names its product myelin transcription factor 1 (gene MYT1). Gene Ontology annotation, biological process: regulation of transcription by RNA polymerase II. The transcript is spliced from 22 exons. Gene Ontology annotation, cellular component: nucleus. Gene Ontology annotation, molecular function: RNA polymerase II cis-regulatory region sequence-specific DNA binding; zinc ion binding; DNA-binding transcription factor activity, RNA polymerase II-specific. The coding region runs from base 100 to 3453 and encodes 1117 amino acids. The record is from RefSeq and is a predicted model, not a curated record. NCBI's taxonomy places the organism in Eukaryota, Metazoa, Chordata, Lepidosauria, Squamata, Sphaerodactylidae.
AAUGAGUUCCGAGGUGAGCUGCUGAGUCAAAGGUGGACGCGGGGAGAAAAGAUCAGCAGUUGCAAAACAGCAAAAAGCCUCCACGGCGGACACAUCAAGAUGAGCUUAGAGAAUGACGAUAAGCGAGCACGCACGCGAUCAAAGGCAAUCAGAGUGCCGACAGAACUCAUUGGCCAGGAGGUAAGCUGCCCCACUCCAGGAUGUAAUGGUUCGGGACACAUUCGGGGAAAGUAUGCACGGCACAGGAGUUUGCAAAGUUGUCCGCUGGCAAAGAAGAGAAAGCUUCAAGAUGCAGAGGCCGAACACCUGGCGUCCAAGAGGAAGUCCCACCCGCUUAAACUAGCCCUCGAUGAAGGCUACAGUGUGGACAGCGACGUGAGCGAAGAGGCGGAGGCAAAGGAAGAGUCGGUGACAGACGAUUCAGAGUGCUCCUUGGAAGAAGAAGAGGCCGAGACGGCAGAGCAGGAGGAAUGCUGCAGCAGCCCUCCGCCGGCAGAAGGGCAAAACUCCCAAAGUCCACAUCCUGGGCAAAGUACAGAAUCGGUUACCCCCGGCCUGCUCAAGGCUAGCUACAACAGCUAUCAAGAAAUAAUUGCCAACUCUCUUUUAAACCUAGGCCAAAUAGCGGAAGGAUCUUUGGCCACCCAAGGGGCUGAAAGCGAAGGGCCGGUCUCCAAAGCCGGCGAGGAUGUCAUGCACUUAGUCCACGAAGGAGUGGCGGAGGAGGAAGAGGAAGAGGAGGAGGCGGUUGAGGAGGAAUGCGAGAAGGAGAUCAUCAUCCAGACGGAGGACGCGGAGGAAGUCAUUGAGGUCACCAGCGAACAGAGCAGUGACGUGUGCCUGGAGCAUCGGGACGACGAGGCGAGCGGCGAAGAAUCCUGCAAAUUGGGGAAGGAAGAAGAGGAGGAGGAGGAGGACAAUGAGGAGGAGGAGGAAGAGGAGGAGGAGGAAGAAGAGGAGGAGGAGGAAGAGGAGGAAGAGGAGGAAGAGGAGGAGGAAAGGAUGGCCGAAGCGAUCUGUGAAGAAGCCCGUCGCGCGUCUCAGGACUCCCCCAAAACCCACUGUGAAGGGCAGCUGGUCAGCCCCAAGCCCGAGUACUCUGUCAUCGUGGAGGUGAGGUCCGACGACGACAAGGACGAUGACUCCCACUCCCAGAAAUCCACUGUGACGGACGAGUCGGAAAUGUACGACAUGAUGACCCGGGGGAACCUGGGCCUCUUGGAACAGGCCAUUGCCCUGAAAGCGGAGCAAGUGAAAGUCGUAAGGGAGCCCGGCCAGCUGGCGGGGGAGCAUGUCAAACAUUUCCAUGUGGAGGAGAAGCACGGCAAAGCCCUGGACUCCAUCAGAAAGAGCUACUACAGCAAAGAUCCUUCGAGACCCGAGAAACGUGAGAUCAAAUGCCCAACUCCCGGCUGCGAUGGCACAGGUCACGUCACGGGGCUGUAUCCUCACCACCGCAGUCUGUCUGGCUGCCCGCACAAAGACAGGAUCCCUCCAGAGAUCUUGGCCAUGCACGAGAAUGUAUUAAAAUGCCCAACACCCGGAUGUACUGGACAGGGCCAUGUGAACAGCAACCGCAAUACACAUCGAAGUUUAUCUGGAUGCCCCAUCGCCGCAGCUGAGAAACUAGCCAAAUCUCACGAGAAACAGCCGCCGACAACUGGCGACCCUUCAAAGAAUAGCUCAAAUUCUGAUCGGAUACUCAGGCCUAUGUGCUUUGUGAAGCAACUGGAGGUGCCUCAGUACGGGAGCUACAGGCCGAAUAUGGUUCCCACCACGCCAAGGGCCAACUUGGCCAAGGAGCUGGAGAAGUACUCCAAGGUCACCUUCGAUUAUGCAAGUUUUGAUGCUCAGGUUUUUGGCAAACGCAUGCUUGCCCCAAAGAUUCAGACUAGCGAAACCUCACCUAAAGCCUUUAAAUGCUUCGACUACUCCCACGACGCCGAGGCCGCGCACAUGGCGGCCACCGCCAUCUUGAACCUCUCCACCCGCUGCUGGGAAAUGCCUGAAAAUCUCAGCACCAAGCAACAAGAUCUCCCCAGCAAGUCAAUGGACAUCGAGGUGGACGAAAAUGGGACUUUGGACUUAAGCAUGAACAAGCACCGCAAACGCGAGUGCGCCUUCCCCAGCAGCAGCAGCUGCAGCAGUAGCCCCAGCAUCAAAUCCCCAGAUGUCUCCCAACGCCAAAACAGCACCAGUGCCACAAGCAGCACCAUGACCUCACCCCAGUCCAGCCACGCGUCCCGGCAGGACGAGUGGGAUGGCCCCAUCGACUACACCAAACCAAACCGGCAGCGGGAAGAGGAGCCGGAAGAGUCGGAGCCUGCCGUCCGAUCUUUCGCUUCUUCGGAAGCAGACGACCAGGAAGUACCUGAAGAAAAUUUUGAAGAGAGGAAAUACCCUGGGGAAAUCACCUUAACCAACUUCAAGCUGAAGUUCCUUUCCAAGGAGAUCAAGAAAGAGCUGCUAACUUGCCCUACCCCAGGCUGUGAUGGCAGCGGACACAUCACUGGGAACUAUGCUUCUCACCGCAGCCUUUCUGGUUGCCCUCUUGCUGACAAGAGCCUCAGAAAUCUCAUGGCUGCCCACUCUGCUGACCUCAAGUGCCCAACUCCCGGCUGUGAUGGCUCCGGCCACAUAACAGGAAAUUAUGCAUCGCAUAGGAGUUUGUCAGGCUGCCCUCGUGCCAAGAAAAGUGGCAUCAAGAUCACCCCCACAAAGGAUGACAAAGAGGACCCAGAGCUGAUGAAGUGCCCUGUCCCUGGUUGUGUCGGGCUGGGACACAUCAGCGGCAAAUACGCCUCUCAUCGCAGUGCCUCGGGAUGUCCCCUAGCGGCCCGGAGGCAGAAAGAAGGGUCUCUUAACGGCUCAUCCUUUUCGUGGAAGUCGCUAAAGAAUGAGGGGCCCACCUGUCCGACCCCAGGUUGUGAUGGCUCAGGUCAUGCAAAUGGAAGCUUCCUCACUCACAGAAGCCUCUCUGGGUGUCCAAGAGCUACUUUUGCUGGAAAAAAGGGGAAAAUCUCAGGGGAUGAAAUUCUCAACACUAAAUUCAAGACCAGCGAUGUUCUAGAGAACGAUGAAGAAAUUAAGCAGCUAAACAAAGAAAUCAGUGAGCUCAAUGAGUCCAACACCGAGAUGGAAGCGGCCAUGGUGAAGCUACAGUCGCAGAUCUCAAGCAUGGAGAAGAACCUCAAGAACAUUGAGGAGGAGAACAAAAUGAUAGAGGAGCAGAACGAAGCCCUCUUCCUUGAGCUCUCAGGGCUGAGCCAGACUCUGAUCCAAAGUCUCGCCAAUAUCCGCCUUCCACACAUGGAGCCAAUCAGUGAGCAGAACUUUGACGCUUACGUCAACACCCUUACUGACAUGUACACCAAUCAGGAGUGCUAUCAGAAUCCAGAGAACAAGGACCUCUUGGAAAGCAUCAAACAGGCCAUUAAAGGAAUUCAGGUCUAAUUACAGUAGGA